AAAAUCUACGAAUUCGGUUAAUCCAUAUAUUCAAUCCUUUCUCCAACGACCCCUCAACCCAAUUGUAGCAGCCGGCCUGCACAUAUUUGGCAGUAAUUUGUCUCCCGCCCAAUUUUCAAACCUCCUAAGACCUCUCCCUCUUUCUAGGGUUUACAGCUUUCCCCAAAUCUCUACCACCAUACGUCCUGUGGAUGCGGUGUUUCUACUGCGAGAAUCCCAUAAUUUCCCUAGAAUGACGACUCCGAUGGAGAUCUCCGAGCAGAAACCCGUCACUGAAACUACCAUUUCUGAACGGAAUGGCCUUCCGCCGCUCCCCGCAGUAGCUCCUUCUCCUCCUCCAUCUCUCCCCGAAGACAAAUUUCUCGUUUCUGUUGAAGUUUGCUUAAAAGCGUCGAGCACAGCACGAACCCAAGAUGUCUGCUCAGCAGUUGAAAGAAUGCUUGAAAAGAGGAGCAUGAGCUAUAUCGAUGGACCAAUACCUGUUCCUCUUGAUGAACCCUUUCUGCUAGAGAACGUUCAUAGGAUAUGUAUAUGUGACACAGACGAAGGGAUAAAGAACCAUAGAAUUCUCUUGUUCUGGCAAGUCAAGCCUCUUGUACAUGUCUUUCAGCUUAGUGAUGAAGGACCAUGUGAGGAAGUAAGUGGUGAUGGCCAACUCGCUAGUUUCAACGAAUGGAUUCUCCCGGCGAAGGAAUUUGAUGGCUUGUGGGAAAGCUUGAUUUAUGAAUCCGGUCUCAAGCAAAGGUUGUUGCGAUACGCUGCAAGUGCGUUGCUCUUCACUGAAAAGGGCGUUGACCCAUUCCUUGUCUCCUGGAACCGCAUUGUUCUUUUACAUGGUCCUCCGGGUACUGGCAAGACAUCUUUAUGCAAGGCCCUUGCUCAAAAGCUUUCAAUACGGUUUAAUUCCAGAUAUCCACAGUGCCAGUUGAUUGAAGUCAACGCUCAUUCUCUAUUCAGCAAAUGGUUCUCUGAAAGUGGCAAGUUGGUCGCAAAGCUUUUCCAAAAGAUUCAAGAAAUGGUAGAGGAAGAGAACAAUCUGGUAUUUGUUUUGAUUGAUGAGGUUGAAAGCCUUGCUGCUGCCAGAAAAGCUGCUUUGUCUGGCUCUGAACCUUCAGACUCGAUUCGUGUUGUGAAUGCACUAUUAACUCAGAUGGACAAAUUGAAAUCUUCACCGAAUGUGAUUGUUCUGACUACAUCCAAUAUCACUGCUGCGAUAGAUAUUGCAUUUGUUGAUCGAGCUGAUAUCAAAGCAUAUGUUGGCCCUCCCACUCUUGAAGCUCGUUACGAGAUUCUGAGAUCUUGUGUACAAGAACUUAUACGAAGUGGAAUAGUAGCAAAUCACCAGGAUUAUGAUCUCAAGCUUCCAAACUUCUCAACACUGAGAGAAAAACUAGGGACAGCUGAUGUGCAAGAAGCUCAAACAUGGCCAUUAUUGUUGUAUAAACAAUUGCUUGAAGCUGCAGAGUCAUGCGAGGGAUUGAGUGGAAGGUCCCUAAGAAAGCUUCCAUUUCUCGCACACGCAUCUCUUUCCAGUCCAGGCAGUUGUGAUCCAACCAAUUUCUUGUGCACAAUGAUAGAUACGGCAAGAAGGGAGCACUCCGAAUUACUGGGUUCUUGAGUCCUUGCGUCCAUAUAUGUAUAUGAUACAGGAAGCAAGUCUGCACAUGUUCGAAAGGAUACUCGUGUAACUUAGACAAUGAUAGUCAUUGCAAUUCGAAACGGAGAUCAAACAAAGAUCACGACGAGUUGUGUGCAGAGUGCUGCAUUUUCUUUAGCUCUAGUAUCUGUACGUUCUUACAUCUCCAUACCAUAUUAUGGCACUACCAAAAAACAAGUAUGCUUCUGAUUUCCUGCAUGUGAGAACUAGUGGAUUCGGAAGACACAACAAAACUAAUUUAUAGUAUGCUGUACAUCACAACUUGAAUACAGGGAGUUAUGGUUUUGUCAGAGAAUAUUAGGCGACGUAAGGAGUAACCAAGAAUCACUUGGAGUGGGUUUCUGUUUUAACAGUAAAUCACCAUACAAAGAACGCAAUCAAUGAGGCGAAGAAAACCCCAUGCCAUUGACACGUGAUGAUAAUCUAGAAGACACUUGGUUGUGCAGUGACUAGGAUCUUUUUGUUCAUGAACUAGGAUAAACUCUUUAUAGCCCUAAGGGGUUGACUUGAUAGUGGUAUUUCUUGAUGAAUUCUCAAAAUACACAUGUUAAAAAAAAAUUUUCAAAAUACACAUGUUAUAAAAAAAAUUCUCAAAAUAGACAUGUUUGGGCAUCACCGCUGUUGUCAACCGCAGUGAAUGCAUUCACCGCGGGAGACCAACGGCCGCGGUGAAUGCCUGACUUAUUUUUUUUUAUUCCAUAUAACUUUUCAAGAUCUUUCAAUAUGUAACAAACUUCAUCUAAAAAAUUGUCGGUUGUUACCCGAACGAGUAAUUUUUCGAUUUUGCCAAACUUUGGAAGGACAUAACUUUUAGAUCCUCAAUACGAACGUCGUAAAGUUUUUUAAUGCGCAUAACAUUUUAAGAACUACAAUUUUUACUAGGAAAUAAUUUUUUAUAAAGAAAUAUUUUUAGGUAUACUGGAUUUUGGGAAUAACUUAGCUUUUACUUUUCACAAAUCCACAUACUUUCCAAAAUUAUGGUUAUAAUCAAAGUUGUAGUACUUCAAAAGUUAUGCAAAAUCAAAAAAAGUUUCAUGACAUUCGGAUUGUGGAGCACAAAGUUAUGGACUUCCAAAGUUUGUCAAAAUCAAAAAAUUGCUCGUUCGGGGUAGCAAAUGAAUUUUUUUGGACUAAAGGCUUGUUGCACAUUGAAAGAUCUUGAAAAGUUAUGUGGAAUAAAAAAAAACAUUCGCU
Messenger RNA from Linum trigynum, 2851 nucleotides. NCBI's taxonomy places the organism in Eukaryota, Viridiplantae, Streptophyta, Magnoliopsida, Malpighiales, Linaceae. The record is from the annotation of a GenBank genome assembly.